AUGGAUGAGGACAAGGGCACCCCCAACUCCCAGCCCCCCAACCCCUUGCCCAGCUGGCUACAAAACCAGGCACUCAGUGGGCAAUGGCUGGGGGCAGUGGGCGGCUCAGACCUGCCACUGUCAGAGACUGAGGAGGGGGCCUUUGCUCACGUGGACGAUGACUGGAAAUACGACACCCAUCCAGACCUUUCCCAAUGCGCAGAUGUUGCCGCGUGGGAAGAAGACGUGACACCCCAAGAGCUCUACCCAUGGGAAGAAGAAGUGCUGCCCCCAGGGGCCUCUGCCUCUGUUGAGGAAGAGGCAGAAGGUUCUCAUACCUUUGGAGAGCAGUUGCCAUCGGCAGCGACACAGAGCCUGGUCCCUGCCCCACACAGCCCCUCAGAGGGCAGCGAGGCCCUGCUGGACACAAAGCAGACAAUCACAUGUGGGAUCGUGAGGAAGGCUGAGCUUGUGAUCCAGGGAUCCAUCCAGGAGCCAGAGGAACAGAGAGACCUGGAACAAACCAGGAAUGCAGAAAUGCAAGAAACCGUAAGAGCACCAGAGUCAGAGAGCCCCGUGUCUGCCUCGCACAGCCCCUCAGAGGGCAGUGAGGCCCUGCUGGACACAAAGCAGUCCAUCACAUGUGAGAUCAUGAGGAAGGCUGAGCCUGUGAUUGAGGGAUCCAGUCAGGAGCUGGAGGAACAGAGAGAGCUGGAACAAACUACGGCUACAGAAAUGGUACCAUUACUUACAGCAGAAAGGACAGAGAGCCCAGUCCCUGCCCCGCAGAGCCCCCCAGACAGCAGCCAGGAUCUGCUGGACAUGGCCUUUUGCCUCUUCAGGGAGAUCAUGAGGAAGGCUGAGCAUGUGCUCAGCUGCUGGCUGGAGGAACAGAGGGUCCCAGAACAAAGCACGGCUACAGAAAAGAUAACAACAAUUACAGUAGACAGGACAGAGAGCCUGGUCCCUGCCCCACACAGCCCCUCAGAGGGCAGCAAGGCCCUGUUGGACACAGACCAGUCCAUCACCCGUGAGAUCCUGAGCGAGCCUGAGCUUGAGAUCCAGGGAUCCAGCCAGGAGCCAGAGGACGAGAGAAACCUGGAACAAACCAUGGAUACAGACACAGUAACAACAGUUCCAGCAGAAAGGACAGAGAGCCCAGUCCCUGCCCCACAAAGCCCCUGCUCCCCCAGCAACCCCUCACCUUCCCAGGUGAAAGCCCAGGCCCUCAGCGAGCAGGAAGAGGGAGCAGGAGGGGACUCAGUCCUGGCAGUGCAAGACACUGACGAGGGGCCCUUCCCUGGGGAGGGCAUAGGCUGGAAAUACUACGUUGAGCAAGACAUUUCCCAGUGGGGAGAUGAGGGAGACCAAGAGUUGUCCCAAGACAUUAACACAUACCAUGAAGUGUCCCAGGGAGAAGACUGCAUUGAGCAGGAGCUGUCCCCUGGAGAAGUCAAGAGCUACCAGGAAUUGUCUGACUGGGAAGAAUACAGCGAGGAAGAGGAGCCCCAAGGAGAAGUGAAGAGCUACCAAGAAGUGUCCGACUGGGAAGAAAACAUCGAGCAGGAGCAGUCCCAAGGAGAAGAGAGUAGAGGCCAAGAAGUGUCUGACUGGGAAGAAUACGGUGAGGAAGAGCUGUCCCAUGGAGGAGUGAAGAGCUACCAAGAAGUGUCCAACGGGGGGGACAGUGAGGAAGAGCAGUCCAAAGGGGAAGGCAGUAGCUACCAAAAACUGCCCGACCAGGAAGAAUACAGCGAGGAAGAGCAAUCCCAAGAAGUCAAGAGGCACAAAGAACUGUCCAACUGGGAGAACUCCAGUGAGGAGGAGCAAUCCCACAGAAAAGGCAGUAGCUCCCCAGAAGUCAUCAACUUGGAAGAAUGCAGCAUGAAAGGGCAGCCCCAAAGAAAAUUCAGUAACUACCAAGAACUCCCGUCCGACUGGGAGGACUCCAUUGCCCAAGAGCUGGGCCAGGAUGAAGACUCCUUGGGCCAGGACUUUUCCGACUGGGAAGACUAUACACCCUCCUGGCUGUCCCGAUGGGAAGAUGACAGCGACAGAGAGCUGGCACUGGCGGACGGGGAACACAUGAGCGUCCCCAUUGGGGUCAAGCCCUUGCUCCCGGAGGAGGACGAGUGGGAAGAAUUGAGCAUGCUGGAGCUGUCCCAAGGAGGACAAGGCACAGAAGACAGGCUGAGAAUUCUUGCAGCAGAGGGGCUCCCAGUGCCCGUCCCUCACCAGGCAUGGGCUGAGAGUCGGGCACCUGCCCCGUGCACACAAGUGCCGCUCUGCGCCUCACCUCCCCAGCUGGAAGCCCUGUCCCCUGGAGGGACUGAAGCUUCUCCUGCCUUCGACAAGCAGGUGCCAUGGGCAGGGACACAGAGCCCGGUCCCUGCCCCACGCAGCCCCUGCUGCCCCCCCAGCCCCUCGCCUCCCCAGCUGGAGGCCCAGGCCCUCAGCAGGCAGCUGCCUGUCCCCACCAAACGUCUCUCCCGCUUCAGGCGGGCGCUCGGGGCUCUGCGCAGGCUGUUCCGCUCCUGCACGGCGGGACAGCCCCAGGAUUAG
Messenger RNA from Pipra filicauda (Wire-tailed manakin), 2541 nucleotides. RefSeq lists its product as uncharacterized. The record is from RefSeq and is a predicted model, not a curated record. Lineage: Eukaryota; Metazoa; Chordata; Aves; Passeriformes; Pipridae.